Antechinus flavipes (yellow-footed antechinus) is the source of this 951-nucleotide messenger RNA. Its product is annotated as olfactory receptor 52B4-like. Gene Ontology annotation, biological process: G protein-coupled receptor signaling pathway. Bases 1 to 951 code for a protein of 316 amino acids. Gene Ontology annotation, cellular component: membrane. Lineage: Eukaryota; Metazoa; Chordata; Mammalia; Dasyuromorphia; Dasyuridae. The record is from RefSeq and is a predicted model, not a curated record. Gene Ontology annotation, molecular function: G protein-coupled receptor activity; olfactory receptor activity. The transcript has a single exon.
AUGAAUAUCGCGAGCUCUAACAUCAUGGUCAUAAGCCACACAUUUUUCUACCUUCUAGGUAUUCCUGGCUUGGAGGACCAACACAUCUGGAUCUCGAUCCCAUUUUUUACUUCCUAUAUUAUUGCUCUCCUUGGUAACAGUCUCCUCAUCUUUAUUGUUGUCACUGACCAUAACCUUCAUGAACCCAUGUAUAUCUUCUUAUGCAUGUUGGCUGGAAUUGACAUUUCACUCUCCACCAUUACAGUUCCCAAAACCCUGGCCAUUUUUUGGCUUAAUUCUGGAGGGAUAUCCCUAUAUGGGUGUAUUGCUCAGUUGUUCUUUAUCCACUCCACCUAUGUUGCUGAAUCAGGAGUCCUUCUGCUAAUGUCAUUUGACCGCUAUAUUGCCAUUUGUUACCCUUUGAGAUAUACAAUGAUCCUUACUCCUUCAGUGAUCAUAAAAACUGCUAUGUAUGUCUGCUUAAGAAGUAUUGUCAGUAUAUUCCCUAUAAUAUUCCUUGUGAAGAGGCUCCCUUUUUGCAAAAACAACCUUCUUCCACACACAUAUUGUGAGUAUAUUGGUUUGGCCAAGUAUGCUUGUGCCAGCAUUCGAGUGAACAUCUGGUAUGGCAUAUUUGUUCUUUUAACAACUGUGGUAAUAGACAUAAUCCUUAUUGUUCUAUCCUACUGCAUGAUUCUCCAUGCCAUCUUUCACAUCCCCUCUCAGGAAGCUCGUCACAAAGCUCUUAAUACUUGUGGUUCCCAUAUCUGUGUCAUCUUCCUUUUCUAUAUCCCAGGAAUCUUCACAUUUCUGGUUCAAAGGUUUGGCAAACAAAUUCCAGUUCAUGUCCACAUCCUCAUGGCUAAUGUUUGCAUGCUAGUUCUUCCUGUGAUGAACCCCAUCAUAUACGGGAUCAAAACCAAACAGAUAAAGAACAGAGUAUCUCAUUUGUUGUUUCAGAGACAAAGAUGA